AGAUAACUACUACAUACCUUUGUAGCUAUAGCUCCACAGAAGCCGCGCCCUACUUACUUUCGCUUCUUACCUUAUUCGCAGCGCUUUCUAAAAGUAAAAAAAAAGCAAAGCGACGUUUUCCACGCAAGCAGCAGAAACCCGUAAGAAGAAAAAUUGUAUUUCUUUUCGUGCUUGCUGGGCACCGUUGACGGCGGAGGGGAACACACAAGCACAAGAGAGGAAGAAGUACAACCGUUCUUCUCCAUUCCUUCACUGCUGUGGUGAUUGCUGUUUCUUCGUGUAGUUCUGUUUCCCGCCCACGUUGGCCACAUCAAGCAAGGAAAACAACCGCAGCAGCACCAAGAGAUGUACACGAUGCGAUCGGCAGCGCUACGUCUGACGCAGGCCGUGCUCGUCGUGGCGCUCCUCGCGGCCACCCAAGUCGCGCACGGCCAGCUGCAAGGUCUGCUGGUGCUGCAGAUGAAGGACUGGAUCAUAUACACCCCCAAGGACAUCAAGAGUCGGCAGAUCUCUGUCACCUACGACAGCACGGCGAAGCUGUGCUUCAGCAGCGGUGGCGUCCCCGCGAGCGACCCUACCACGUCCAUUAACAACCAGAUGAUGGCCUCCAUUAAGGAUACGGAUGCCGGCGCGGCCGUGACCUUCUUCACCGGCGCCAGCGCGGAGCCGUCAGCAGAAAACCCAAACAAAUGCUGCGACGCACGCAGCUGCACUUCGCCUACGCUGAGCAGCGACAGCUGCACCUACCGCUGGCGCUACGGGUUCUACGAUAUGUACAGUUACGCAGGCGAGCCAGGCACGGCUUUCUGGCAAGGCCUGUAUGCCAACAAGGGACACGUGCUCAACGACUACGAGCAGUUCGUGUGGAAUACAACCGGCAGUCUCUCCUUUCCGCGCGGGCAGUACUACAUGAUCAACAGUGUCGGCACCAGAUCGUUGGUGCGCAUGGACAGCCCUAUGGACCCCGAAAACAACAAUCCUAACCCCGUCGACAAGUACAUGGUGGUGUGCGAGGUGCAGCUCUACCCCCAGCACCCCCCCACCACCUCCCGCAAGCCGCAGCCAACCUUUGUAAACUGCUUUAAACGGCUCACGUGGGCCCAGUCACACUGGUGGGUGAUCUUUCUCAUCAUUGCUCUGGUGCUGCUGGUGCUGCUGUUUGCGGUUAUUGCAUACUGCUGCAUCACCGCGACCAAGCCGAAGGAGGAACCGCUGAUCCACGCGAUGGUGUUGCGCGAGCGGAUGGGCACGGCCUACGUCCUCGCCGACGCCAUACCCAAGUCCAGCAACGGCAGCAAGGACCCGAAGCUUCCUAACGGCGCGUACACGCAGCAGCAGAUGUCAGUCGAGCAGCAGCAGCAGCAACAUCAGGAGGCGCAGCGCCGUCUCGGUCGCGGCUUCAACCCACAGGAACCCCGGCAAAACCCGGAGGACAUGACCAUGGGUGCCGCCGGUAUCUUCGGCCGUGGCGGGCGUAACCAGUACGGGGACGGCAACAUGGUCGACAGCGACGGCCGCCAGAAGGGCGAUGACUACUACGCGAACGUGAGGGGUGGUUGUCUGCACGAGGAUGAGGUGAAGAGGAUGGAGCAGCAGCAGCACGAGACCGCGUCAGCGGUGGACAGUGUAACAGCGCCGAAGCGAAGGAGCAGCCGUCACUCACGUGGUCGAACAGUCUCGCAAACCUUCGAAGAUGUCGAUGUGCCGCAGGCAGGUGAGAUUUCCGAACUAAACGUGGAUCUGUAG
This is a messenger RNA of Leptomonas pyrrhocoris, 1746 nucleotides long. RefSeq lists its product as hypothetical. NCBI's taxonomy places the organism in Eukaryota, Euglenozoa, Kinetoplastea, Trypanosomatida, Trypanosomatidae. The record is from RefSeq and is a predicted model, not a curated record. The coding region runs from base 346 to 1746 and encodes 466 amino acids. The transcript has a single exon.